UACAGCAGGACAAAUUGAGGAAUGUUAGUGUGAAUGGUAAAAUAAGAAAGCUUUACAGAUCAAAAUAUAGCAGUAGCAGACCAUGUCGGCCUUGAGCAUCUCUGCGUAUUUUUUGUUGUUUUGCUUUCUUUCUUCCUUUAGCGCGAGAAGGGUUAGCUCCUUGAAUUUUCUUCGUGAUUUCUGCCCAAAUACAACUAUGUACAGUCCUAAUAGCAUCUAUCAAUCCAACUUGAAUCAACUUCUCCUUACUUUAUCCUCAAAUGCUACCCAGGAGAAUGGAUACUAUAACUACACUGUUGGCCACAGCCCUCCGGACACAAUCUAUGGUUUCUUUCUAUGUAGAGGUGAUGUUAACACCGAUGUCUGUGAGAUUUGUGUGAAAAAUGCUACAACUAUAAUCUCACAACGUUGUCCCAACCAAAAAGAGGCAACAAUUUGGUAUGAUAAAUGCAUGUUACGGUACUCAAAUCGAUCCAUAUUCUCCAGGGUGAAUUUCUCACCUGGGAGGGUCAUGGUUAAUACUCAGAGUUUCAAUGGUAAUUCAUAUAAUUUCAUCGCUGUAUUAGUACCUACGAUGAAUGAGACAGUACAUCAGGCUGCUCAUAAAUUCUCUGGUAAGAAAUUUGCUACCAAAGAUGCCAACGUUACGGCAUCUGGAAAGACAGUAAAGUUGUUUACCCUGGCACAGUGCACACCCGAUCUUUCUAGUGAAGAUUGUCUCUUCUGCCUUCAAAAUUCCACCUCGAGGUUACAAACAUGUUGUGAAAAUAAGAAAGGAGUAACAUUUGUUUCCCCUAGCUGCAAUAUUAGGUAUGAGACAUACCCCUUCUACAACGCCACAACCGUCCCCACACCCGUUCCUGCACCCGCACUGGCACCUGCACCUGCACCUGAUCCUAAGAACAAACAAGGAAACGGGGGAAUCUCAAGACAAGUUAUUAUUGCUAUCGUUGUUCCAAUUGCUGUUGUUUCCUUAGUGGUCUUGCUGGUAGGCUUACGUUUCUUGACUGGGAGAACGAUGAAGCAGAAACAAUAUGGUACUAUAAAGGAGAGAAAUGAAGAUGAUAUUUCGACAGUUGAAUCCCUGCAAUAUGAGUUAAACGCUAUUGAAAUUGCUACUACCAGCUUUUCUGCUGACAAUAAAAUUGGAGAAGGUGGAUUUGGUGAUGUGUACAAGGGUACCUUUCCAGAUGGACAAGAGAUAGCUGUGAAGAGACUUUCUAAGAGUUCAGCACAAGGUGCAAAAGAAUUUAAGAAUGAGAUCAUACUCGUUGCCAAGCUUCAACACAGGAAUCUAGUAAGGCUACUAGGAUUUUGCUUGGAAGGAGAAGAGAAGAUUCUCAUAUACGAAUUUGUGCCAAAUAAAAGUCUUGAUUACUUUCUAUUCGAUCCAGAAAAACAACGGCCCUUGGAUUGGUCAAGACGUCACAAGAUCAUAAGAGGAAUAACACGAGGAUUGCUUUACCUUCACGAAGAAUCUCGUCUUAAAAUUGUACAUCGUGAUCUCAAAGCUAGCAAUAUACUCUUAGACAAAGACAUGAACCCAAAAAUUUCGGAUUUUGGCAUGGCGAGAAUUUUUGAUGUUGAUCAAUCUGUAGAAAAUACAAUCAAAAUUGCUGGCACAUAUGGUUACAUGGCACCAGAGUACGCAAUACAUGGUCAAUUCUCAGUAAAAUCUGACGUUUUUAGUUUUGGCGUCUUAAUCUUGGAAAUCAUAAGUGGCAAGAAGAGUAAUGGCUUUUACAAAUCACAUGGUACAAGAGACCUUAUAAGCUAUGCUUGGAAGCUUUGGAGAAAUGGCGCACCCUUGGAAUUGAUGGAUCCAACUUUGCAAGAGUCUUUUGUUUCGGAUGAAGUUAUUCGAUGCAUCCGAAUUGGCUUAUUGUGCGUUGAAGAAGAUGUCAAUAAAAGACCAACAAUGUCAUCAAUACUUCCUAUGCUUGAAAGUUACUCAGACACACUACCUAUUCCUCGAAGACCUGCAUUUUUUAUUCCGAGUGGAUCAGAUAGCAUGACAAAAGAGAGAAACCCCAGCCAACCCCAAUCUAUAAAUGAAGCAUCAAUUAGUGAAUUGUGUCCAAGAUAAUUGAUUCUGUGCUAUUGACAUUUUGUUAGAUGUGAAAAUGUGACAUCACCAAAGGGACAAAUCAUAUACGAUUUUUAUAAAGAUUACAUCACGAGCA
Molecule: messenger RNA, 2183 nt
Organism: Olea europaea var. sylvestris
Lineage: Eukaryota; Viridiplantae; Streptophyta; Magnoliopsida; Lamiales; Oleaceae
Product: cysteine-rich receptor-like protein kinase 10
Exons: 7
Coding region: 83-2086 (667 amino acids)
Biological process (GO): protein phosphorylation
Molecular function (GO): ATP binding; protein kinase activity
Source: RefSeq, a predicted model, not a curated record